Messenger RNA from Rubroshorea leprosula, 1303 nucleotides. Lineage: Eukaryota; Viridiplantae; Streptophyta; Magnoliopsida; Malvales; Dipterocarpaceae. The record is from the annotation of a GenBank genome assembly.
UUUCAGAAAUAUAGUGGUAGUGCUACUGAUAUCUAUGUUCUCUCAUGAAUGUGAGUUUACAUUUUACCCUUAAUUAGGAAAUAUUUGUUUUUUAGCUAAUUAUUGAGCAAAGAUAAAUCCAUUGCAUUUUUGUUAAAGGUAGAGACCAUGGCCAGGGAUCAACAACCCGCCAUAAUAGCCAGGGAUCAACAACCCGCCAUAAUACUAACUUCAGUCUCUGCACUAGGUGCAGCUUUUGGUGCAAAAUUUCUUGAAGUAUCUGGCAUGUUGUUUUCUUUGAGUUCCUUGCAAGCUCAGAAAGCAUUUGCUGACAAUCUACAAGAUCAGAGUUCAGGAGAAAGAGAAAGAGAACUGGAUUUAAACAGCCCCGAAAGGGGUGAAAGACAGUGUGAUUUAGAAUCUCAUACUGAUGGUGAUGGAUAUAGAUGCCAGAUAAACAGUGGUAUCGUGGAAGCUGCUGAAACUGGUGCUAGUAUUGAAUCAACAACACAGAAUGUUAACGACAGGCAUUGUACCAAUGGUUUUUCAGAUGUUAUCAGCAGUCCCCACAAUAUGGAUGUUGAUGACUCUGCUGGAGUUCACUGGGAAUGCAAAGCUACAAUUGAAGAUAUUAACCGUAGGGUCGAACUUAGUCCUCACCAAAUUGUGAACCCUUGCAAAGAGAGUGAUUUAAGUGUCACAAAUGAGGGUGCAAAGGCUGUUGUGGUGGAAUUGACUACUCCAUGCACUCCUGGUUGCAGAGGCAAAGAUGGUACCAAUGGAGAAGUGGCUCCUGGCAAUGUGUUUUCCAUUCAACAUCUUAUGCCUGUUGGUAUGAUUCUCGAAGUGUUAACUGAUCUGAUUCUAAGGAUUAUAAUUCUGCCAAAAUACAGAAGACCAUAGCCUCAAAGGAAAACAUCUUGUCAAAAACUGCUUUGAGAGUUCUACAUAGUAAAAGAGAUGAACUGGUUCUUAAUCAACGUCUCAUAGAGGAUAAGAUUGCUCAGUAUGAUAAAAAGAUCCAGACAAUUAUGAGUGUAAGAGAGCUCACUAUAUUUGCUUGAACUGUCAUAUUCUAUGCUUUUCAUCAGAAAUUUUUUAAGACCUGUAGCCAGCAAGUUAAAGGAACUGAAAUUUUAUAAAAUGCAUAGAUGCUGUAGUAGAGAGGUUAUGCUGGUUAAAAGAUAAUUGUGCUCAGGUAGAUUUCUAAAAGUAAUUAAAUUCUAUUCUCAUCAUCCACAUCUUCCCUCAUUGAAAUCUGGGUUGCUUAUUUGAUAUUGUGAGCUAUUACACUGGUUUCAAUUGAUAAACCAGUCAGUAUCAU